UGUCGGUUCGGUUUCAAUUUUUUGCCUCUCUCACUCUCUCUCUCUCUCUAUCUCUAGAGUCUCACUCUCUCUCUCUUUCUCUGUGCGCUUGUUGGCUCCAUUUUCAGCUUCCUCAGGAUCAUCACUGACCUCUGUCUUGCUCUCUCUCUGAUCCCUCAUUCUGGGUUUGAAUCGCUUCUAGCUCCUCCUGUCUACUUCGGCUCAGUAGAUCUCACUGUGGGAUCGCUUCUUCGUCCCCGAUCGCGACGCUCGGGGGUCGAUCACUAGGGUUUCUGGUGCUUCGCCGGCUUCGGGGAGCUGCUAGAUCUUGCUGAGGGCCGACGCAAAUGCCGGAUCCGGGUGAAAAGGGAUCGACGGACUGUUCCGACGGAGCUUCGGCGGAGGGGAAGAAGACCUGCGCCGAUUGCGGGACCUCCAAGACGCCUCUCUGGCGAGGCGGCCCAGCUGGCCCUAAGUCUCUGUGCAAUGCGUGCGGGAUCAGGAGCAGGAAGAAGAGGCGGGCCGUGAUCGGGCUCAACAAAGUCGGGGUGGAGAUCAAGAAGGCGAAGCGCAGCGGCAGCGGCGGCGGCGGGAACGGCAACGGCGGCUCCUUGAAGCGGAGGGUCUUGGCCUGGGGGAGGGAAGUGCUGAUGCAGAGACUGAGCGACGAGAGGCAGAGGACGAAGCUCGGAGAGGUCGAGCAAGCCGCGGUGCUCUUGAUGGCUCUGUCGUACGGCUCUGUCUACGCCUAGACUUUCCAUUGAAAUUUUUUUUUAGGAAUAAGGAGGCGAGAGAGAAAGCUGCUCAAAGUUCCGACCUUUCUUCUAGGGUUCCCUUCCUUUUCAUGGUGUCUGUCGACUUUUGUAGGUGGGUGGUGGUGGAGAUCGUCUCUUCUCUUGUAAUCUUUGAUUUUAGAUCUGAUGGUGAUUAUGAUGAUGACUAACUGUUCUUGGGAGUAGUCGUAGAUGGGUGUCGUUGAGUGUAACCUUGUAGUAGCAGAGCAAAAAAGAUUCUGUAAUGUGCUAACAAUUUUUAUUAUAUGAUGUUCCAAAAUUUAAUUUCCA
Molecule: messenger RNA, 1043 nt
Organism: Rhodamnia argentea
Lineage: Eukaryota; Viridiplantae; Streptophyta; Magnoliopsida; Myrtales; Myrtaceae
Product: GATA transcription factor 16-like
Exons: 3
Coding region: 327-731 (134 amino acids)
Biological process (GO): regulation of DNA-templated transcription
Molecular function (GO): sequence-specific DNA binding; zinc ion binding
Source: RefSeq, a predicted model, not a curated record